AUGACGACAGGAGGGGACAGCAGUGUCACAGUGAGCACCGUGGUGGAUCUGCAGAAGAGAAUUACUGGAGGUCAAGACUGUGGACAAAAUGAGCGCCCUUACCAUGUGAAGUUGAGGAUAACUGAUGGUACCCAUGAGACGUUUUGUGGUGGCUCUCUGAUCGGUGACCAGUGGAUUCUGACUGCAGAACACUGCCAGGAGCCAGGAUGGAAAAUAUAUGCAACUUUAGGUGUGCAUCCAGGGCCAGGAACACCAGUGGAAAUCAAAUCAGCACCUGUUGUCUUUAAGCGCAAAGAUGUCUUGAAGAUAGACAGGAUUCAUGACAUCAUGCUGCUGAAGCUACCUGAACGUACUAAGAUUAAACCUGUGCAACUUCCUGACUGUAACAAUUGUCCCAAACUAGGUGAUACAGUUCAGAUUGCAGGUCAUGGAGCCACAACUACAGGCCCAAAUAAUGAAAUACUGGAUGAUGUAUCUGCUACUCUCCAGUGUGCAAAUACCAAGAUUGUUGACUGUCGGGGGCUCAGAGACUGUGUGGAGAAGCGUGGCCCACAGUUUUAUGCAUCUAAACGUGAUCAACACUUGUUCUGUUGCCAAGAAGAAAACGUGGAUAUCAGUCCUGGUGACUCUGGUGGAGGAGUGGUGUACAAUGACAUGAUUUACGGUGUCAUUUCUUUCCAUGGCAAUCCAACCCAUGCCUGUGUUGAACCAGCUGCAAUGAUGGACGUCUGUGGAUACAAAGAGUGGAUCACAAGCGAAACUGGCGGUUUCUUCACUAAAAAGGUCAAAACGUUGCCAUGUUUUGGCCGUUUUUAACUGUAAAAUGUCCUGCCAUUUAACAGACAUUUCCAUCGAUUGGUUCACAUUAAAUGUUCAGCUGUUACUUGUAAAACCCUUUAAGACAAAAAAAUGUCAUGAUUCUGCAACAUAGCUUCACAAGGUAGUGUCUAAGUUUCUAAUUCAACAGAUUUUCUAUGUUAUCAUACACUGUGUAGAAAAUCCUCAAAGGGACAAACGCUAUAGUCUGCUGCUUUUUAAACAAUGCUGAUAAAAAUGAUAAAUGACUUUUCUCUCACAAGAUUGUGUCUGUUAAAAUAAAAUUGCAAUGCAUCACAAUCAUUGUUUAACAGGUUGCUGUUGUUUGUAUUAUUGAUCCUCAAAAAAAAACAUCUUUUAACCUGCAAGUACAGAUGUUAUUUGACCACUUGAGGCGUCAGAAACAAGUUGUAAUAGUUCAUUUACACUUUUGGCAGUUCAGGAGGAUUGUUAUCAUGGACACCUGAUAAAUGUAAGUCUAAAUAUUAACUCUCCUUAAAGCUGUGUUUUUUUGUCUUGACCAACUCCUGAGGCUGAUAAUUGGCUAUUGUUAACCGGUUAGCUAACUGUGUCUGUCAGCUGUCUGGCACUGAGCAGACAGAGUACAGUGGGUUUAUAGAGCUUUUUGCCUGCUGUGUGUGAAGCAUCAAUAAUGAUUCAACUGAUGCUUCACACACAUCUCCAACCCAGCAGCACAGUAGACCUAUACAAUUACAGCAGUUUCAGGUGGACAAUGUCAGAGAACUGUUUUUACAGAACGUUAUGAUGUCACUGUGAAGUUAGUAUCUGAAUUAUUAAGUUAUGACAAAAACAGCCUGCCACCCUCACAGCAGAAGUAUAGAAGAGAAUAAAGUGUUGAGAAAAAAGGGAGCUAGUUUAAAUCAUAUAUUAUUUUGCAAUUGCAAUUUAUUUAUUUAAUUAUUUUGAUUAAUAAACAAUGUACAAUGUAUUACAAUCUAGCAUGAGAUCCAUUUUUUCCAAUUCAAUUUUAUUUAUAAAGCCCAAUAUCACAAAUCACAAUUUGCCUCAGAGGAAUUUACAGCAUACGACAUCCCUCUGUCCUUCAGACCCUCACAGCGGAUAAGGAGAAACUCCCCCAAUAAAGUAGAGAUGACAGUGUAUUACUUCAAAUAUAGACAUGUAUCUGAUCUGACACUUGAAAGGUAGUAUUUAUUGCAGGACUGAAGAAAGAGUCAUUCCCAACUGCUCCAAUUAUUUACUUAUUUAUUUCUGCUUACAAUAUUCAGUAACAAGAUGCCGUGGAAAGCUUGGACUUCAGGUCAUUCUGGCUAAUUUCUUUCUUAAUUCUUGGUCUGAAAGUGGCAGUUUCAGUUGGGCAGCACUUACCUGCUGAGUAAAACAUGUUUAUGAAAUCAGACAUGAAUCUGCCUUAAAGAUGCAGUUUAGACAUUUAUAUAACUGCUGAUUCAAUAAAUUACAUCUACUGCAUGAAUCACAAUGCUGAAUUUAUCAACAGGUGAGGCAGUUGCCGUUGUGGAGGAUAUUUCUCGUCAACUCAUAGAACCCAUUGGCUCAGCUAUGAGCCUAGAAAAUAACAAUCUGCUAGCAAGAAUGAAAGUCAAUAACACUGCUUAUGGUAUGAUUUGACAGUAUGUUGAACAGCAAGACUAGCUAGCUAUCCAGUGAUGUCAUUGUCCCAAAUCAAUAUCAAGACAUUCACUAAUAAGCAACACACCAUGUGUAGUGUUCCUGCUGGCUGCAGCCUGAAGGCCCUGACACACCAAGCCGACGGUCAGCCGUCGGUCAAAGUUGGACCGUCGGUGAGCGUCUGUCGGCCUAGUUUUUGCAGUGUGUCCCACACCGUCGGCACUUCGGCGUUGGCAGCUUUUCAGCUGAUUGAGCAUGUUGAAUCGGCAGCGGAGCUUGUUGGUGAGAGAGAUCACUCUGAUUGGCUGUUCAGGUUUUAUUUCCUCGCCCCGGUAGCGAGUGAAUCUGCCUGUAGUGAAACCGGGGCUAACCGGUGCUUCCUCUUCAGACUCCACUUCACUCAACUGCCCGACAGACCCACUGCUUCUUCCCACUUUAACCUGAAUAACAAACUGGGGCUAGCUGUGAGGCUAGCGGAGCGUUAGUC
Epinephelus fuscoguttatus (brown-marbled grouper) is the source of this 2911-nucleotide messenger RNA. Its product is annotated as kallikrein-8-like. The record is from RefSeq and is a predicted model, not a curated record. NCBI's taxonomy places the organism in Eukaryota, Metazoa, Chordata, Actinopteri, Perciformes, Serranidae. The coding region runs from base 1 to 816 and encodes 271 amino acids. Gene Ontology annotation, molecular function: serine-type endopeptidase activity. Gene Ontology annotation, biological process: proteolysis. The transcript is spliced from 6 exons.